UGCCGACUGGUUACAAGCAAAAUUAUCAAAAAGGAAAUUUUUCUAAAAAUUCCCUAAGUACUAAUAGAAUUUCAUGAAAAUCCCCUGGUUUUUUCAGGUAUAAAAGGUUCAUUCCGCAUCAUUAAAUCGGAAAAGUACUUAUUCCCAGAUUGAAUUAUUAUUGGAAGCGCGAGAUAAAAAAAGCGGACCAGAGUUUUAAAUGUAUUCUGGAACAUUCUGAGAGAAAUUGUACAUAAAAGGAGCACUCUUGUCUUGCUCGAUAUUCAACCUCACGCUACGAAUUGGAAUCUAUAUUAGCGGCAUCUCGACGUGAAUCUAUAUAUAUCAAAUCGACCGCAAAGUACAAUGUCAACAGUUACAAAGAUGUUCGAGAAAAUACAAACCGAAGCAAAUGAAAACGUCGAAACUUUCGCCUACGAUAAAAAAGUUUCUCAGUUUAUGUCUUUAAUGACUAAUAACCUCUACUUAAAUAAAGAAAUCUUUCUCAGAGAAUUGAUCUCAAACUCUAAUAAUGCUUUGAACAAGAUUCACCGUGAAUUUUUAAUGGAACCUCUCAAGCUCGACAGCGAGGAAUUGUACAUCAAGAUUAUACCAAACAAGAACGAUUGUACGCUGACCAUCAUUGAUAAUGGUAUUGGUAUGACCAAGACUGAUUUAAUGAACAACCUUGGAACAAUUGCAAAGUUUGAAACUAAGACUUUUAUAUUUGAGUUCCAAGCUAUUACUAAAAUCUCUAUCGGUCAAUUUAGUAUGGGGUUCCACUCUGCAUACCUUGUAGCUGAUAAGGUAACUGUUACUUCCAAGCAUAAUGAUGACAGACAAUACUUGUGGGAAUCCAGCGGAAAUGGAUCAUUCACUAUCAAAUAUGACAACAGUGAGUCAUUAGCACGUGGUACAAAAGUUGUUCUUUACAUUAAGAAAGAUCAAUCCAAAUAUCUAGAAGAAAGCAUGAUCAAAGAAAUCAUCAAAAAGCAUUCUGAAUUUACUGAAUAUCCGAUCAAAUUGCUCGUGCAAGAAGAACUCAAUAACAUAAAAUCUAUCUGGACCAGGAAUCCUAAUGACAUUACUGAAAACGAAUAUGAUAAAUUGUAUCAGUCGCUUACCUAUGAUUGGGAAAAAUAUUUGACUAUGCGACAUUUCACUAUGAAGGAAGGUCAAGCGAAAUUCACAGCUAUACUCUUUGUUUCAUGUCAUUUACCACUCGAGAUGUCGAUAUGCGAUAGAAAGAGCUUCAAAUUGUACGUUAGACGCGUAUUUAUCAUGGAUAACUGUAAAGAACUAUUACCAAACUAUCUGAAUACCUUCAUAACAGGCGUUGUUAAUAGCGAAAAUUUGCCCAUCAAUAUCUCUCGUGAAAUGCUGCAACGUAACAAAAUUUUUAAGAUCAUUCGUCAGAAUCUCAUAGAAAAAUGCUUGGAAAUCUUCGAUGGAUUUGCGAAAAAUAAAGAUGUUUACAAAAUGUUCUAUGAGCGAUUUUAUCAUAACAUUAAACUCGGGGUUUAUGAAGACGAUAUUAAUCACAAUAAAUUAAUACAGCUUUUAAGAUACUAUACCUCUGCAUCCGGCGAUGAGAUGUGCUCAUUGAAAGAUUACAUCAGCAGGAUGAAGGAUAACCAAAAAUAUAUUUACUUUAUCAUUGGAACGAGUAAGGAGGACGUAGUGAAUAAUUUAUUCGUCGAACACAUAAAGAAGCGCGGUUUUGAAGUGAUUUACAUGCUUGACAUAUUGGACGAAUACAUAUUUGAACGAGUGGAACAGUUUGAUGGAAAGCAGUUCAUGUCCAUUACCCCAGAGAAUUUGAAGCUUCUCGAGGAUGAGAUCGAAAAGAAGAAGCAUGAGGAGAAUAAAUUUGCCAAGUUUGAGAACUUGUGCAAAAUUAUAAAGAGCGUCCUGAAAUAUGAAGUGGAAAAGAUUGUGAUCUCCAAUAGAUCUAUCAAUUUGCCUUGCUACAUUGUGAUUUCACAAUGUGAUUGGACCCCCAGUAUAAAGGAUGUCGUAGACAAGCACAUCCUGCCCAAAUCCGAGAUAGCAUCCAUAAUAGCAAAAAAGCAGCUCGAAAUCAAUCCUGAUCACGUCAUCAUUGAGAAACUUCGAAAAAUGACCAACUAUAAUCAAAACGAUAAAUAUGUUCAUGAUAUUGUGAACAUAUUGUUCGGAACUGCUCUUCUCUCGUCUGGUUAUAUCCUGAAGAAACCAAAACUGUACGUCGCUGGCAUCUAUAGGAUGGUCCAACUGAUAUUUAAAGAUAAUGUGAUUGCGAAUAAUGAAAAUAUGGAAAAAGUAGAUUAAGCUUUGCAUAUAAUAGAAUUUUUAUAAUAUUUAUAAUAUAGCAGAAAAAAACUGCAUUAACAUAUGACUGCAUUUGAUUGGGUCAUCUAUUUAAUAAAUAAUUUUUAUAAUAU
Messenger RNA from Formica exsecta, 2402 nucleotides. Its product is annotated as heat shock protein HSP 90-alpha-like. Gene Ontology annotation, biological process: cellular response to heat; protein stabilization; protein folding. NCBI's taxonomy places the organism in Eukaryota, Metazoa, Arthropoda, Insecta, Hymenoptera, Formicidae. Gene Ontology annotation, molecular function: ATP hydrolysis activity; ATP binding; ATP-dependent protein folding chaperone. The record is from RefSeq and is a predicted model, not a curated record. The transcript is spliced from 2 exons. Gene Ontology annotation, cellular component: protein-containing complex; perinuclear region of cytoplasm; cytosol. The coding region runs from base 346 to 2289 and encodes 647 amino acids.